AUGGCACCUCCGAAUGCAUUAAGCACAGUUAAAUCAGAGGUAUCAAUCCUGAUUACUUCGUUUAGAUGCAGUCCUCGCUCCAACUUCCGUCCCUCGCAAGAAGAGUCGAAGCGAGCCCUUCUAAAUAGUCUAGUUACUCUACGAAAUACUCUGAAUGAGGCCCCAGAGUUAGAAUCUCUCAAUCCUAUUACUUAUUUAACACCCUUCCUUGAUGUGAUCCGAUCUGAAUCGGCUACUGGUCUAGUAACCGGAAUAGCGUUAUCUUCAGUUGAAAAGUUUCUUGCAUAUGGACUUCUUGAAGUCCGACCAGGAUCUCAAAAUGCUUCAGAAAAUAGCAUUGGAAUUGCUAUUGGAGCCAUUGCUGAGGCAACUAUUCAAGCUCGUUUCAUUCGCAGUCGGCCGAGUUCCGAUGAGGUUGUUCUCAUGAAAAUUGUCCAUCUUCUUCGAACUCUUCUCCUUAUUCCUUCAGGAGCUUAUCUUUCCAACGAAAUGGUUUACGAGAUUAUUCAGAACGGACUAAGAAUAUGUUUAGAGACAAAGCUAUCCGAAUUACUAAGACGAACUACAGAACAGUUUCUGGCUUCAAUAGUCCAGUUGUUCUUUUCCAGGUUACCUGCUCUUAUUUUGUCUGCGGGAACUAACAACCAGUUACCUAUCGACGAAACAUCAGUUCCCGUUAGCCACCGAAGCAGUCAACGAACAGCGAUUCACCAAGACAACCCUCAACCAACCUCGACAAAAUUAUCUUCAGACACUGUAGAUAUUAACCAAAUAGAAGAGACUAAAACUGCCGGCUCCCUCGAGGCAAAUCCACCACGUCGUGAUGAAAGCAUUUGCAGUCUGGGUGAUCACUUAGUGGAAGAUCCCCACCAGGAUCUACUGGCAACUAAUCUUUCUAAAUCCUCCCAACCCCAAUCUCCACUGUCAGCAUCUCCCCUUUCGUUCAAAGUAGAAAUUGGUGAGGAAGUGGGGGAAAACCAUACCAUUGAAGAGAGUUCACUUUCAGAGGAACAAAUCUGUCGCCCAUACAACCUGCAAGCAGUUCAUAAUCUCUUCGCCUUACUGGUUGAUCUUCUGAAUCCAGAACAACAGGACAAUGUUAUCAAAGUCGCUUUGGGUCUUCUAGCAGUAGCUUUUGAAACUGGAGCUGAUUUCCUUCACGCGUGUCCAUCGAUCCUCCGCUUGGUCGCAACAGACUUGACCAAGUAUUUGAUGAUGCUUCUCUUUCAAGAACGGAUAUCCCUUUUCGCCUCUACUCUCCGCCUCUCCUUUCUUCUAUUCGAAUCACUUAGGGUUCAUUUGAAACUUCAAUUGGAAGUUUACUUUCACCGUCUUAUAGCCAUUAUCUCUCACGACAAUGAUCGAAUCACUUAUGAACAGAGGGAAAUGGCUCUGGAUGCAGUUGUACAGCUUUUCCUUCUACCUGGACUUGCAGCUGAGAUUUACGUAAAUUAUGAUUGUGAUCCAUACUGCUCGAAUCUCUUUGAUGAUAUCACGGAAAUGUUGACUAAGAAUGCCUAUCCGAGUAAUAAUCGGCUAUCGGGAAUGAAUAUUCUGGCUUUGGAUGCUCUGUUGUCUGUGGUUGAUGCCAUUGAUGUUCAAACUGGGGCGGCGAUUGAAGAAGGUGCUCAGGAAGGUGUUACCCGUCUAAAAUCGUCAAAUUGUAGGACUUCAAUGCCACGACCAAACCGUCAUUGGAAUCCUUCUUCUAAUCUCCCAACUCACGAUGCUUUAGUUCUCCAAAAGACUCGGAAGAAACUCCUCAUGAACGGUUCUGAUCGUUUCAAUCUCAUGCCCAAAGACGGAAUUGCUUUUCUACAGAAGAAUGGUCUUCUCGCCGAUCCUCUUGAUGCGGUUGAAAUGGCUACAUUUUUGGCCGAAAAUCCUCGGCUGGACAAGAAAAUUAUUGGCGAAUUCUUGUCCAAUCGCAAAAACUCAGAUAUUCUAGCGGCGUUCGUUCGGCAUUUCAACUUCAAAGGUAUUCGGAUUGACGAAUCACUUCGAACUUACCUUGAAGCUUUCCGUAUUCCUGGUGAAGCUCCACUCAUUCAACACUUGAUGGAAUCCUUCGCCGAACAGUGGUUUCAAGCCAACGACGGCCCCUUCUUCAACUCUGAUGCUGCAUUCACUCUUUCAUAUGCCAUUCUGAUGCUCAACACAGAUCAACACAACCCCAAUUCCCGUCGUCAAAAUAUACCCAUGACGUGUGCAGACUUCAAGAAGAACUUGAAGGGUAUGAAUGGGGGCGGAGAAUUUGAACCAUCUUUGAUAGAAGCUAUCUACGAGAGUAUACGCAAUCGAGAGAUUGUCAUGCCUUCUGAACAGACUGGAGCUGUGAGGGAUAACUAUUUAUGGAAAUGUUUAGCACGUCGUAGUUCCCAACCUGGCUUUGCACACUAUCUCCACCUACCUCCUGGACAUUUCGACUCGGAUCUCUUUGUAAUGCUUUGGGGUUCCACCGUGGCUGCUCUCUCUUUUGUACUCGACAAAACAACAGAUCCUGCUUUACAGGCGAAAACAAUGGCCGGGUUUGUUCGGUGCGCUAGAAUUGCAGCUCAUUUCCGCCUGACUGAGGUGUUUGAUAAUCUCAUUAUCUCUCUUGCCAAGUUCACUCUUCUCCUAAGUCCAACUGAGAGUCCAGAGACUGUUGGUGUUGCCUUGGGACGCAGUGCAAAGGCACAAAUGGCUACGAGGUUGGUGUUUGCACUGGCUGCUGCACACGGAGAUAUGCUUAGAGAGGGGUGGCGUUCCUUAUUACUGGAUUGUCUACUCAGGCUACUGCACGCCAAUCUCUUACCCUCCUUGGUUCGUUCUCCCCAGUUUUUGCCCUCGAAUCUUGCUGGUCCAACGUCAAAUUAUGGCGUAUCGAAUGAGAAUAUGAAUGAAACUGGUCGUUCUGAUCUGGGUGUCUUGGGCUCAUUUUAUCACUACUUAACGCUUGGAUCCUCAUCCAGCUUGGAACCUCAGUCUUCAGAAUCACCGUUGGAAGAGCCUCUUGAUAUUCAACAACAAAGCGUUUAUUGCUCGGAUGAAAAUCCCACAACAUCUGAACAAGUUCCUCCAAGAUGUUUCACCUCAGCGACUGACCUCUUUCGACUUAUCGAUGCCUCAAAUGCUUCUGCUUUCAUCCUUCCUCAAACAGGUCAUGAUGAUGACUUCACAGCAUUUCAAACUGCGAAAGCUGCGGUUGAGGAGUGUCAGAUUGGAGGCUUAUUCGAGGAAUCAAAGUUUUUGAUGUUGGAGUCGCUACAGGAGCUCAUUAAGGCACUCCUCUACGGUUUGACUAAUGGGGGCACAGGUGUAGAUGCCUACGAUUCUGUUGGCCCGGAAACUCCAAUAGGAGGUGAAAGGAGCCAAGUAUUCUGCUUAGAGUUGCUUCUUCAGGUCCUUCUCUACAAUCGUGAUCGAAUUGAUCAACUCUGGAUGAUGGUGUGUGGUGUGCUCGUCGAGAUUCUACGAACUGCUCGAGAGCCCACUUGCCUUAUUGAAUGCAUCGUAGCGGGAAUGCUGAGAUUAGCUGUACGCCUACUUAAUAGGCAGCAAGAAUUGGCAACUCAAAUCUUCGCCUGCCUCCUAGCCAUUCUCCAAGAACGUGGAGCAUACCUCCUACGACCAAGUCCCCAAAUUUCCCCUGGUUCUAACCCCUCAGCCACACCGAACAAACGUCUUAAUCGCUUUAAAUCCUCCGAAUUUUCUUCUGGAGCAUAUCCAGAUUGCACAUCAAAUGGAGUUAGCUCAGUUGCUCGACAAGUUGUAUGUGGAAUUGACGCCAUGUUUCGAGAGGAAGGUGGUACGGUGGCCAUGGAAAUCCCCUCUCCUCGGGAUUGGGAGCUGAUUCUGAGUCUAUUAGAGGUUUGCGGUGCUGGAGCUUUCCCAAUCAUGCCGGAGGAGCUACAAGGAUUCGAUAUGGCACGAGAGCGGGAUGCUACAAUGAUUACUCAUUUGCGUAAAUUAUUGCUUCCUAAAAUUCUCAUCAUGCAUUCUUCUUUAGAUUCUAGUCUUCAAAACGUAGCAGCAGAUUCAAUUGCUGAUAGCUCUCAGUUGUCGACACGAGAUUGCGUCAGUGACAAUGAAAGCACCACAGUAACAGAAGUGCGUCGCCAAAUCCCACCUUCCAGCAUUGUAGGCGGAGUCGAGUCCUGGGUUCUUGUCAAUGUCGUCGAUAAGAACCAAGGUCAGUCAGAUUCAGAAAAGGUAACUACACGGGAAUCUCCAGUUCCAGCUACAACUGAAGCAUCUAAGAAGAAAUACAUGAAUCGCGGAAGCUCCCUAAUAUCAUCUUCUCGACUUCGUUUGCCAAUUGUGAUUGCUUUUCAGGACUCGUUUGCCCUGGAAAAGGCUUGCGAUUCUAUUGUUUUCGUUGUUCGAGAUGCGACCCACAUAACCCCAAAUAACAUCGAGUACUGUGUCCACACGCUUCGUGUCUUUGUUGAAGCUGUCCUGAUGCCUACAAAACCCUCCAUUAUUCGAAAAACAUCGUCAAUUACAAAUAACGAACGUUCUUCCCCUUUGGUCUUUGAAUCCCCUGAAUGUCGACCUCCAGAUCCGUUCAGUAAUCAAAUUGCCCUUCAGCUUCUGGAUCUGGUUUAUACACUCUUCAGCCGAGCUCCCUCUAUCUAUGCUGAAUGGACUAAACCCACAGAUGAACAGGUGAGUGAAUCGUCAAAAGAACCUCCCAGCCAAGUCAACGCCACCGUUGAAUGCCUAUGGCCGGCUUGUUGGCGAGCUCUCCUUCAAGCAAUCGCACGUCUUUGUGUUGACUCUAGAAGGGACGUUAGAGCAGAUGCUCUAGCGUUUCUUCAACGUGCCCUCCUUUCACCAAUUCUUCAUGUGCUCACGGGUGAACAGUGGCUAGACUGUUUCAAUCAAGUUAUAUUCCCACUUCUGACCAACUUCAUUGAAACCGUUGCUUUUGAUGAACCUGUAAAUACUUCAGCUCCUAAUCAACCAGCAAUGCUAAACUCUAUGUCCAAUUAUCGGUCAGUCGGUAGUCAGGGUAAUCUCUCCGGAGGCUUCUUUUCAAACAUCUUUGGCGGAGGUGGAAGCAAUACUGCGGCUAUUGGUGCGGAUCCCAUUCCACAAAGGUCUACUGUUUCUGGUGCACUUGCUGAAUACACAGAUCCUCGAAUGAGAGCCAUUCCACUGUUGACAAAAGUAUUUUUGCAGCACCUGAGUCCCCUAUAUGCUCUUGAUGAAUUUUUACAACUUUGGUCCAGAAUGCUGACCUAUAUGGAGAAGUAUAUUAGGGCGAAUAUCUCGGAUUCACUUAAUGAUGCAGUACGGGAGUCACUGAAGAACCUAUUGCUUGUUCUUUAUACUGGAACUCAGGAUACAGCACCAAUUUUGGUUCGAGAUGCACCGGAAGGUUCAAAACAUGCUCUCUUAUGGAGUACGACCUAUUCACAAUUGGACCGAUUUAUGCCUAAUUUGAUGGACCAGUUAUUCCCUCCUCCCGUUUCUGAAAAAGUUCUUGUUGAAGUAUCUCAGGAUGUUCCCCAACCGCCAUCUCCUCUGCCUCCCUCUGAAUCGGUUCAAAUUCCUUCAGAACAAGCUCCAGUUACUUUUCCAGACGUAAAUGCACCUCCUAUUUCAACGGCUCCAGUAACCGUCUACGAGCCGACUCUGUCGUCUGCUGCAACGAGUCCACAGUCAUCCGAAGUGCCGGAACGAACUGUUCCUGAAAUUCCACAGCUUCCAGUUGGAGCUGUUCGGAUUCAAUUACCCAUUGAAGAGAGUGACACUGAAGGGGGUAGUUAG
This is a messenger RNA of Rodentolepis nana, 5757 nucleotides long. Lineage: Eukaryota; Metazoa; Platyhelminthes; Cestoda; Cyclophyllidea; Hymenolepididae. The record is from the annotation of a GenBank genome assembly.